Molecule: messenger RNA, 3889 nt
Organism: Cucurbita moschata (crookneck pumpkin)
Lineage: Eukaryota; Viridiplantae; Streptophyta; Magnoliopsida; Cucurbitales; Cucurbitaceae
Product: protein SPA1-RELATED 2-like
Exons: 8
Coding region: 390-3575 (1061 amino acids)
Biological process (GO): photomorphogenesis; protein phosphorylation
Molecular function (GO): ATP binding; protein binding; protein kinase activity
Source: RefSeq, a predicted model, not a curated record
CUUUGUAUCAGCUGUUGUGUCACACGUAUCUCUCUCUAUUUCUAUUUCUAUUUCUAUUUCUAUUUCUGCCGGGUUUUUUUUUUUCCCUCCUCUGUGCUUUCUAGGGUUUUUGCUCUGCUCAAUUACUUGUUUAGGCUCUGGAUUUUUGUUAUUUUGGUCUGGUUCUCAGCUCCGUCGGAUAAUUGUUGAAGUAGCUUGUUAAUUCAACUUUCUGGUGGGGAAUUCAUAUUGUUUCCCUGCUGGGAAUGUGAAGAUGAUUUGUGGAUGGAGGUGGCAGUUUUUAUAUUGCGGAUUUUCUGUUGAGUAUUCGUGCUCGGGAGCAGGUUGGAGGUGAGUUCUUAUCGGUAGGGAAAUCAAGUACGUGAAAGAAUGAAGUUAGUCUGGCGAGAAUGGAAGAAAUGAGUGAGGAAAUGACGCUAUUGUAUGUGACAGAGGAUGCGCAUGUCCAAAAUAAGGUUAGGCAAGAUGCUCAAGAGAACGAGUAUUCACUGAAACCUGAAAAUAUCAACAUGGUUGAAUCACAAGAAAUGCUUAUGCCCAUUGACGGUGGCUAUUCACAGGAUUAUCCUCAUGAAUUUACUGACAUUUUAGAGGGUAAGAAUCUGAAUAGGUGUAAGAACAAUGUGAAAUUAUCUGAUCAACCAGAGUGCAGUCCUCACUGUAUGGAUGAUGCUGGCGUAAUGGUUGAAGAACUAACUGUGAAAAAUCAAAGUGGUUCCAAUUUAGCAAUUAUUGGUCCAUCAAACAAUAGAGCACGACUGCUUUCUGGGCAUAGUCCGUGGCAGCAUCUUUACCAGCUGGCAAGUGGUUCAGGAAGUGGGAGUUCAUUUGUCGAUACUUCUUACAAGAAUAUUGGUCAGGCAGUAAUCACUGGCUUGGAGAAUGGUGGGUACUCAUCUUUUCCGGAGUCUUUUGUUGGAGGAGCCAAUCGUAAUGAUUGUGGAGAGGAAUUGGAAGAAUUGAAGGCUAUUGACAAUAAGGGUGGUGAUGCUCUUGGCAGCAUUCGGACCAAGAUUCUAUCAAAAUCGGGGUUUCCUGAAUAUUUUGUUAAAAAUACCUUGAAAGGCAAGGGGAUCAUUCGAAGAGCUGUUCCUCUGGAGGGCUUUAGUGUUGAACAUAGAAACCCUAAGAAUGCAAGGAAUGCUGGGGGCAUUACAUUGGCAUCUGACUCAUCAUUACGGCAUGAUGCUAAAGCUGUCAUGCCCUCUACGUAUAAGAAAUCUGAGCGUAAACGUCAGAGUUCUGCUUUAGAUGGUAUUAAUCUAAGAGAAUGGCUUAAAGUUCCCCACGAAAAAGUAAAUAAAACUAAAUGCUUGUAUAUAUUUAGGCACAUAGUUGAACUGGUGGAUCGUGCUCAUGCUCGAGGGGUUUUCUUGCAUGACUUACGACCAUCUUCUUUCAGGAUAUUGACAACAAAUCAGGUGAGGUACUUUGGAUCUUUUAUUCAAGGGAAAAUGCCUGAAAGUCUAAUGGUUAUAGAUAGUCAAUGUUCAGAUAGCCGUCCGACUCGGAAAAGGCCAUUAGAACAAGGGAACUUUCUGUCAUUUGGUGUAUCUCCAAAAAAGCAAAAAGAUAUCCAAAAUACAAGUCUUAUGGCCCGGCACUCUCAUUUUCCUUUAAAAUCUUGUGUCAAUCUUGAAACUGCAAAUACAAGGGAUUGCAAUAUGAAUGAUUUGGAAAAUUAUGAUGAACGUUUUGCGGAACGGGGGGUUUGGAGCAUGCCUGCUGGCCAUUGUGCAUAUGAUUCAGCCCAGACUCCAAUAAGUGACAAAUUGGAAGAGAAUUGGUAUGCAAGUCCAGAGGAACUAAAUGCAGGAUGCUUCUCAGCUAAAUCAAAUAUAUUCUCACUUGGUGUUCUUCUUUUUGAGUUACUUGGAAAGUUUGAAUCUGAUGGCACACUUGCUGCUGCAAUGUCAAAUUUGCGUGAUAGGAUUCUUCCUCCUAACUUUCUAGCAGAUAAUUUGAAGGAAGUUGGGUUUUGUCUUUGGCUACUUCAUCCUGAACCUGCUUCUCGUCCGACAACAAGGGAAAUUUUACAAUCAGAACUAAUUAAUGGAAUGACAAAUUCUCCGCCAGUAGAGCUUUCAACAUCUAUUGAUGAGGAAGAUGCUGAAUCAGAGUUAUUAUUGCAGUUUCUCACAUCGAUGAAUGAACAAAAGCAGAAACAAGCCGCAAAGUUGGCGGAGGAAAUUCGGCAUUUAGAAUCAGAUAUUGAAGAAGUCAACAAAAGGCACAGGUCCACGGAACCCUCGGUUAAAUCUGGCUUGUCUAGUACAGUGGAUGGAAGGGAUGAUUUCGUGUUUCAUGGAGGAUAUCAGAAUUCAGAUGUGCGCUCUGUGGUAUCUAAAAUAUCACAUAUCAAUGAAGAGAGAAUAGAAAAAAAUAUAAUCCAGCUUGAAAGUGCUUAUUUUUCCAUGAGAUCAAAAGUAGAUUCUUCUGAGAAUGAUUCAGCAGUUCGGACAGAUAUAGAUUUACUUAGAACUCGUGAAAACUGUUAUCUACCACAAAAAGAUGAUGAAAGGACUCAUGGUGAUCGUCUUGGUGCCUUUUUUGACGGGUUUUGCAAGUAUUCUCGUUAUAGCAAGUUUCAAGUACGUGGGGUACUGAGAAGUGGUGAUUUUAACAGUUCCUCAAAUGUAAUCUGCUCCUUGAGUUUUGAUCGGGACGAGGACUAUUUUGCUGCUGCUGGAGUGUCAAAGAAAAUAAGGAUUUUUGACUUUAAUUCAGUCUUUAGCGACUCAGUAGAUAUUCACUAUCCCGCAGUUGAAAUGUUUAAUAGAUCAAAGCUUAGCUGCGUUUGCUGGAAUAGCUACAUCAGGAACUAUCUGGCUUCUACUGAUUAUGAUGGUGUUGUUAAGCUAUGGGAUGCAACUGUUGGUCAAGAGGUUUCUCAAUUCAAAGAACAUGAGAAGAGGGCGUGGUCUGUUGACUUUUCAAAAGUGCAUCCUACAAAGUUGGCCAGUGGAAGUGAUGAUUGUGCUGUAAAACUUUGGAGCAUUAGUGAGAAGAACUCUUUGGGCACAAUCAGGAACAUUGCAAAUGUCUGCUGCGUUCAGUUUUCUGCUCACUCAACUCAUAUGCUUGCUUUUGGGUCUGCCGAUUACAGAACCUAUUGCUUCGAUCUACGAAAUACUAAAGCCCCCUGGUGUGUAUUGGGCGGCCAUGAGAAAGCUGUAAGCUAUGUGAAAUUCUUGGACUCGGAGACCCUUGUAUCUGCAUCCACUGACAACACGUUGAAGCUAUGGGAUCUUAAUAGAACCAAUCCUACUGGCUUGUCUACCAAUGCUUGCAGUUUAACUCUCAAUGGUCACACUAAUGAAAAGAAUUUCGUGGGUUUAUCUGUUUCCGAUAGCUACAUUGCUUGUGGUUCAGAAACAAAUGAAGUAUAUGCCUACCAUAGAUCUCUGCCCAUGCCAAUGACUUCCUAUAAGUUUGGUUCUAUUGACCCCGUUUCUGGAAAAGAGACCGAGGACGACAAUGGACAGUUUGUUUCGAGUGUAUGCUGGAGAGGAAAAUCCGACAUGGUUGUUGCAGCCAAUUCAAGUGGGUGUAUAAAAGUACUGCAAAUGGUUUGAAUGUGAAAACUCAUUUUCUGAGAUUAACUUGACCAUUGUGGUCAUCUUCAGUCGCUUUACAGCUCGUGAAUUUGACAGAAUAUCCGAAGCCCAAUUCUGAGAAUAGGUAUAAGAAUGGUAACAGUUAUUUACAUUUUCAUCUCUUAUUGCCCUUCUUCCACCGAAUCUCCCUCUUCUUAUUAAGUUAUAUAAGUUGAGCUAUUGAUUCAUUAUAUGGAAUCAUAUGGUUGAAAAGCUGCCUCAGAUCUUUUAGUGACUGUAUAUAUUAAAAAGAAAUAUGUGUCUAAAGCCUCUACACUUCUUCUAACCGAUAA